UAGCAGAAGCUAAGCCAAUAGUUUGCUCCUAGGAUGCAAAAGGCCAACUGCUGAGUCAUCCACCACUGACCGUGAGAUCAAUCCUCAUCAACCACGUUUCUUCCAAGGCAGGAUUGAUGGUAUGCUGCAGGAAUUCGAGUGAUGCCCAGCAUGGCGAAGCUGGUGAGGCUGUACGAAUCUCAUUGCGCCCUGGAUGAGUGCCUGUCUGGGCCCCUCGGGCAAUUGUCUUCGCCAGGUGUGCUGUACGGAAUUCCAGGCGUGCCGUCGUUGAAGUUCUUGGUUUUCCCAUCCAUCAGCCGAGAGUGAUGGGCCUCACAGACUGCGGAUGCAUGAUCGCCAGCUCAGACCAAGCAAUGACGCGAGAUGGCACUGUUGGGACCGGCCAGCCUUACCAGUACCGUCGUUUGCACUCUCGGCAGAUCCGUGAGCACGCCAGCAGGACUGAGUCAGCGGCCGCAUUGCCAUAUGCAGUCAAUGGUCAUGUUCAGUUG
Sphaerulina musiva SO2202 is the source of this 491-nucleotide messenger RNA. RefSeq lists its product as uncharacterized. The annotation marks the transcript as partial. The transcript has a single exon. The record is from RefSeq and is a predicted model, not a curated record. NCBI's taxonomy places the organism in Eukaryota, Fungi, Ascomycota, Dothideomycetes, Mycosphaerellales, Mycosphaerellaceae.